This is a messenger RNA of Geodia barretti, 1897 nucleotides long. The record is from the annotation of a GenBank genome assembly. Lineage: Eukaryota; Metazoa; Porifera; Demospongiae; Tetractinellida; Geodiidae.
CUGAACUCUGAACCCAUGAUGGCCUCCCGUUGCUCGAGACUUCUUCUCCGGUCUGUGUGGAAACAGCAGCUCUCGCUGAGCCAAGCAGGUCUAGAUAUAACGAACACACACCUGGGCUCUUUCGUCAGACACCGCCGUCCUGUUGCAAGCCUUCAUCUCGCACCCCCACGCGCGCAUUCGAGAUCACUCCAUUCCUCGUCACUCCAGUCCAAGGAUGAGGUUUCGGAGGAAGGAAACACUUUCUACGAGAAAUACAGCGACAAACUGGGCAAAAUUAAAGGGCUAAAGAGAAGGCAGACGGAAGCCAAGAUCAAGGCAGCUCGUCUGCAGGAGAAGAGCCGUGUGACGGCCUUUGUACCUCCCUCCCGUCCCUCGUCUAACUCACAGUACUCUCUCCUACAACCUCCCAGUUUGGAUUCUGUCAUGUAUACUGAGAAGAUAGCAGAGAUGAGCAAAGAAGACAUUGGCACGAUAUGGAAGGAGCAUCACAAAGACAAAGAUUCCAUCUGUGCCAUCAUUCCUGUCAGCCGAGAAGUACAAGGAGCUCCUGACUAAGGCUAUCCAUUUCCCUUACGUAAGACAAUCAGUAUUAUGAUAUUUUUUGUGAUGCUCUGUCUGUCUGCCUCAAGUUUGUCUAUCCGUUGUCUCGAGACGAGGGCUACGAGUUCAUUUUUGGCCAGUUUUCUGGCCAUCGAUGUCACUUCACUAGUCUCAUUAACUACCAGCAGUAUCAAGAGAACGCUCCUGUAGCUCUGACACUCACACACUAUACUGACCUACAGGAGUCUAAGGGUAUAGUGCUAAUGUCAGGAGAAGUUGAUACAGCUCAUCUGACGUCAUUUGAGGCGCAGUACCUGGCCAACCAGGUCCAGCUGUACUACAAUUCCCAGGACGCCGAACGCUGCACUCUACUGCGACAGUUUAACCACGAUCCAGAGAAAUUUGACUACCGCCUGCUCCUGGAGCAACUGGCCAACAGCAGUGUAGCUAGAGCCCAGCAGACUACGUCUCAGAGUGCUCUUACAACAUCGAGAAUUGGUGUGUGAUUGAUUAUAACAAGAACUGUGACAGGUCUCAAUUGGCGAGAAAGUAGAGCCUACUUAUAUAGUCAUCUCAAUGCACGGUUUUUCAAUGAACUUUACACACUCACAUAACGAGAAAGAAUUAAUUUAGCUAUCUACAAAACCAGGUCUACAAUAUGGUAGCAAAAAGUCUACUAGAGUGAGGCAGGCCAGCUUUACUCGUGAGAAGAGGCAAUUUGCUGUGCCAAUUGUAGGAGUAAAGUGAUGAUGUGUGGGGCUAUAGCUGGGAAGGUGGAAUAUCAGAAGGACAGGACGUGAGAAGCUUGGGUUUGUGGUUGUUGAAGUGUGGGAUGGAGCUAUACUAUAUAGCUGGGUUGGGAUGGAGCUAUAUAUUAUAUAGCUGAGUGGGGUGGAGCUAGCUGGGUUGGGAUGGAGCUAGCUGGUGCUAGAUGAAAUGAAGAGAAGGAGGUGGGAGGAAGGGGGAGAGGUAGAAAGGAAAAAGAGGAAGGCAGGGGAAGGGAUUAAGGCAAGUAAGAAGAGAGUGUGCAUUAAUAAUAGUGUGCAUGAAGUAUAUAUAUACUCACUGGUUGAAGUUAAUCCCAAAUACUGACACAAGCCAUGCACCAGAAGCCUAUAGAACGUGUCAUGAUGAAUGGCAACCACCAAGGUGCAGUGGUCUGUCAUGAAAUACUCUGUUAGCUCUGCCUCAACCGCUCGCAGAAACUCCUGCAAUUACGACAUCAUUUCCGAUAGAAAUGACAUCACUCCCGGCUCACGUGUGGAAGGUGCUUGUUGUGCUUGAGCAUGACUCGUAUGUGUCGGUCAAUGAUACUGUAGCGAUCUUCAACACUGCCCCCUUUCCUACUGACCCCCUU